Momordica charantia (bitter melon) is the source of this 1905-nucleotide messenger RNA. The record is from RefSeq and is a predicted model, not a curated record. Lineage: Eukaryota; Viridiplantae; Streptophyta; Magnoliopsida; Cucurbitales; Cucurbitaceae.
AUUGGUAAUUUUACCAAAAAUUCUGUCCCUCCAAUAAUGAUGAUCUCAAUUGUGAGGGACUCUCCAAUUCAGCCCUCUUUAUAAGAAUCUCCGCCUGUGGAAAUCUCAAUCUCUGCAUUCGGAAGCUCGGAGUUCAAAAUGGCGAUCGCUUCUGAUACUCUCUCCUCCAUCCAGCAGCUCCUCGAGAGUCUUCACGCGCCGCCGUACGUGGCGGCGGCUGUUCUGGGUGGGGUGUCUCUGUUGCUUUCGGUGUUUGUGAUCGGAGGUUGGAGGAAGAGACACCGGAAUCUUCUGCCUCCGGUGCCGGCGAUUCCGGGGCUGCCGGUGCUGGGGAAUUUGCUGCAGUUGAAGGAGAAGAAGCCUCAUAAGACGUUUGCUCGGUGGGCGGCGAAGUACGGCCCGGUCUAUUCCAUAAGAACCGGCGCUUCCACUGUGAUUGUUCUCAACACCGCCGAAGUCGCCAAAGAGGCAAUGGUGACGAGAUACUCGUCCAUUUCCAGUAGAAAACUAAGCAAAGCCCUCACAAUCUUGACUUCUGAUAAAUGCAUGGUUGCCAUGAGCGAUUACAAUGAUUUUCACAAGAUGGCUAAGAGAUACAUAUUAGCAAAUGUCUUGGGAGCUAAUGCUCAGAAGAGACACAGACAGAGGAGAGACACCAUGAUAGAGAAUAUUUCCAGCCACUUGUUUGCUCAUGCGAAGGACUCUCCAUCGCAAUCUGUUAAUUUUCGAGAAAUCUUCGAAUUGGAACUCUUUCGGCUUGCACUUAAAGAAACACUGGGGAGCGAUAUCGAGUCGAUAUAUGUCAGUGAGCUCGGUACUACUGCACUGAGAGAAGAUCUGUUCAGGAUUUUAGUGAUUGAUCCAAUGGAGGGUGCGAUCGAAGUCGAUUGGAGGGAUUUCUUCCCAUAUCUGAGAUGGAUUCCCAACAAGGGUGUGGAGGAUAAAAUCAGGUCGAUGGAGUAUCGCAGGCGAGUGACGAUGAAGAGCCUUAUUGAGGAGUCGAAGAAGCGGAUUGCAGCAGGGGAGGAAACGAAUUCCUAUGCUGAGUUCUUGUUAUCUGAAGCAAAAACACUGACUGAGGAUCAGAUAUCUAUGUUGCUCUGGGAGACAAUCAUUGAAACCUCGGACACUACUUUGGUUGUGACAGAAUGGGCUAUGUAUGAACUCGCUAAAGAUCCUAAACGACAGGACUAUCUAUAUCAGCACAUACUGAGUGUGUGUGGAUCUGCUAAGCUUAAAGAAGAGAACCUGGCGCAGCUUCCAUAUCUGACUGCUGUGUUUCAUGAAACUCUUCGGAAGCACAGUCCAGUCCCGAUCGUCCCAUUGCGAUACGCUCAUGAAGAUACCCAGUUAGGAGGGUUCUUUGUUCCUGCAGGAAGUGAGAUUGCCGUGAACAUUUACGGCUGCAACAUGGACAAGGAACACUGGGAAAGCCCCGAGGAAUGGAAGCCAGAGAGGUUUCUUGAUGAGAAAUAUGACCCAAUGGAUCUGCACAAAACAAUGGCCUUUGGAGGAGGGAAGAGGGUGUGUGCAGGUGCUCUCAAGGCAAGCCUUGUAGCUUGCACAACCAUUGGAAGGCUGGUUCAAGAGUUCGAGUGGAAGCUCGGGGGCGGGGAAGAAGACAAGGUCGACACUCUCGGCCUCACUGCUCGCAAGCUCCAACCGCUGCACGCAAUCGUAAAGCCAAGAACCAACUAAUGGAAUGGAAACUUCCUCCGCCAUCCUUAGACAAGAAUCUAGAAUAAGUAACUAUUAUGGGACUCUUUGGACACCAUUAGUCUCUGUUCAAAGAGAAAUUAGUGUUUUGCUGCAGUUUAGAAGUUUAACUUUCGUUUUAUUACAGGUGUGCACAGAUCGUAAGCGUUUCGUCGUCGUGGAAAUAACAAGUUCAAAUUUUAGCUCAAA